AGACUCCUGGUAUUCAAGUUCUAGACUACUUCGGAGAAGUAGAUCCUGAGAAUUCAGCACUAUGUCUUACCAACAGCAGCAGUGCAAGCAGCCUUGCCAGCCUCCACCUGUGUGCCCACCCAAGAAGUGCCCUGAGCCUUGUCCUCCUCCACAGUGUCCUGAACCUUGUCCUCCUCCAAAGUGCCCUGAGCCUUGUCCUGAGUCAUGUCCCCCUCCCUCAUACCAGCAGAAAUGCCCUCCUGUGCAACCUCCUCCACCAUGCCAGCAGAAGUGCCCACCCAAAAGCAAGUGAAUGCCUCAGCAUUCAUCGAGACCAAGAGAAGAAGAGGAACUCCAUCUCACAUGCCUCCAUAGCAACAACUGAUGUCUUCCCUUCAGAGUCUGUCACAGAUGCAGAAGAAUUUGCUCCACAUAGCACCUCCUUCUACAUGCCAGUGAUUAUCUCUGAUAGGGAAGGCAUUAACCUGAGAUGAUAAUCCUGCUGCUGUAAAGGGCCUGCAGAGAAUGAUCCUUCUUGCAUGGUUCAGUAGACCAUUUUUCAAAUCUCUCUGUCACUUUGGCAAGCUAGAUCUCACUGUUUUUUCAUUUCCUGAAUAAAGUACCGUCUUGUUGAAGG
This is a messenger RNA of Mus musculus (house mouse), 616 nucleotides long. It is a transcript of the gene Sprr2i, whose product is annotated as small proline-rich protein 2I. The coding region runs from base 62 to 292 and encodes 76 amino acids. Gene Ontology annotation, cellular component: cytoplasm; cornified envelope. Lineage: Eukaryota; Metazoa; Chordata; Mammalia; Rodentia; Muridae. The transcript has 2 exons. The record is from RefSeq and is marked validated.